UCAUCUCUUAUAUUUUGACCAAAAAAUUAAAAAACUCGUUUGCCUUUAAAUAAAUAUUGUAAACAGCAGUGGUUAAGUUAUUCACAUCUUGUAUUUCUCAGUGUGCUAAAAUUGUGACUCCAUUUUAUUAAACAAUAUUUAAAUAUAAUUGCAAUUUAUAAUAAACGAAACAAAUCAGAAUUGGAGGUGUUUGAAUGUUAAGAAAGAAUUUUCCUUCGACAUUUCCUUUAUUUGAAUUUUAAUUUGAAUUAUGGAAAAAUCACAAGUGAAAGCAGAGAACCUCAGCCUUAUUGACAGUGGUGGAAACAUUAACGAUGAACAACUUAACAAUGUUACAAAUGAAGAAAUAAUCAAAUCAGAUCAAGUUUUUUCUUAUGGAAAUGAAAUUUAUGGAUCAGAUUAUAAACGCAGGAAGCGGGGAAAUCUGCCAAAAAACGCAGUCGAUGUUCUUAAAAAUUGGCUGUGGAAUCAUCGUUUCAACGCAUAUCCAACAGAAGAAGAAAAAGUGAUGCUAUCACGUCAAACUGGUUUGACGAAUCUUCAAAUCAAUAAUUGGUUUAUAAAUGCUCGUAGAAGAAUUCUCCCAGAUAUCAUACGCCAAGAUGGCCUUGAUGUCAAUUUGUACAAAGGACAUCGACGUUCGAAAAUCCCAAAUGAAACAUUUUCACAAAAGUCUAAGAUGUCAAACAUUGAAGUUGGUGGAAGACUGAAAAAUAGCAAUGAAAACGCUGAAAAAUUUUCUGCUGAAAUUUUAGAUGAUUUGAUUUACAGAUCCGAUGGAGACAGUGAUCAAGAUUCUUCUGUUGCUAAAUAUAAUCCUUCGAUAAGUAAUGGUUCGAUGUCUCUUAGUCGACAGCAGAAUGUAACUUUAUUCUCUAAUGAAACUUCUCGUCGAAAGUCAACCCCAAUGCGAAUUGCUCCUACCGUACCUUGUCAAUCAAAAACAACAUCAAAUACUGUUCGAAUUAAAGGCGUCAUUCGUGAAGCUCCGAAUUCAAAAUGUUUGUAUCUCCUAGUUGAAUCAUCUUAAUCAAGACUUAAUUCAGCUCAUGUAGUUUCUUCAUAAAUGUAAUUUUCAAGUUUUAUUUUCCAUUUAAAUUAAAAAAAGAAAAGAAUUACUCGAUGUUUCUUAUGUUUUAUUUUCUCCUAAACUGUUUAUUAAUUCCAG
Molecule: messenger RNA, 1168 nt
Organism: Clunio marinus
Lineage: Eukaryota; Metazoa; Arthropoda; Insecta; Diptera; Chironomidae
Source: the annotation of a GenBank genome assembly